Lactuca saligna is the source of this 939-nucleotide messenger RNA. NCBI's taxonomy places the organism in Eukaryota, Viridiplantae, Streptophyta, Magnoliopsida, Asterales, Asteraceae. The record is from the annotation of a GenBank genome assembly.
AUGACAGUCGACGACGAGAACUCCGUGUAUGUCGGCAACCUGCCUUACGACGCUACUGAAGAUAGUAUUCGAAGUGUCUUCGAUAUUUACAGGCAAAUAAUCGCCGUUAAGAUAAUCAAUGAUCGUGGAGUAGGUGGAAAAUGCUAUGGCUUUGUUACUUUCACAAAUCCCCGAUCUGCAGUUGAUGCCAUCAAUGAUAUGGAUGGAAGGACUGUUGAUGGACGAGUUGUUAAGGUGAAUGAAGUCAAAAGUAGAGGUGGAAGGUCAAACUUUGGGCGUGAACGUGACAAUUUUCGAAGAAAUAGUAAUGAUAGAGAUGUAGAGGUGGAUAGGGGUAGAGAUAGAGAGAGAAACUAUGGUCGUGUUAGGGAUAGGUCUAGAGACCUUGAUCAAGAUAAAGAAAGGGGAUAUGAGCGUGCACGUGAUCUUGAUCGGACACGCAACCGUUUCAUUGAUAGGGACACUGAUAGAGACAGGGACAGAGACAGAGACAGAGACAUGGAUGAACGCGAUCAAGCAUGGGAAAAUGAUAGGGAUCAAGAGAAGGAGAUAAGAAGAAGUGACAUUCAUCAUAGGAAUGGAAACAAUUCUGAUUUUAAUGAUCAUCAUGCUGCAAAACAACUCGAUGUUUCACGCCAAAAAAUAGAAGAACUUCAGAAAGAGGUUUAUCGAAUGGAAGAGCUUGUAGAAGAGAAAGGUGAUCAUGUAUCUAAGCUGCAGGAAAAGUCCCAGAAACUAGAGGAUGCACUUGCAUCUGCUAAAAAACUCACUUCAAAUCGCAAGAAACAGUUGAUUAAGCUUCAUAAAUGUUUUGUUAAUAUGAGAGAAUAUAGUGAGAAACUUAAAAGCUGUGAAGAGGAACUCCAGGCUCUUGUUGGAUCAACAUUGAAAGAAUUAGAAAGUCACAAUGUAGUGGACACAGAUGGACUCAUGGCUUAA